UGUAAAGGAGAGGGUUGUCCAUUCUACUGUAGUGCAGGGUGGGAAGAUAGAUACAAAUGCUUUCAAGUAAAGUCAAUUAAUCUGGUCCAUAGAUGCAAUUCAAAGUACAAGCUAAGGGUUGUGAGUCAAAAGUAGCUUGUAGAUAAAUUAGAGGACAAAGUCAGAAAGGAUCCUUGCAUUGGCUUUACUCAAUUGAAGAAUGACAUAAAGGCUGAUUUAAAGCUCAAUAUCUCAAUAAGCAUGGCUAGAAGGACUAUCAAAGGAAUUAUAAAGAAACUGGAUGCGGGCUAUGAAGGGCAAUUUAAGAGACUAAGAGAUUAUGCUCAAGAAUGUCUCAACUCGAAUCCAGGUAGCACUGUUAAGAUAGAAACAAAUAAGGUUGUUCAAGAUGCUCCAUGUGUGUUUCAAAGAAUAUAUGUAUGUUUUGCUGCUGUUAAAAAAGGGUUUGUAGAAGGCUGUAGGAAGGUGAUUGAGCUAGAUGGGUGUUUCUUAAAAGGUAUGUUGAAGGGAGAGAUUCUAACUGCGGUUGGUAGGGAUCGAAACAAUCAAAUGUAUCCUAUUGCCUGGGCUGUUGUUGAGAUUGAGAAUAAUUCUUCUUGGAGAUGGUUUCUGGAUUUGUUGAAGGGAGAUCUAGGGAUGUGGGACACCACUGACUGGACAAUUAUGAGUGAUCAACAAAAGGGUCUAAGUACUAUUAUUGCAGAAUUAUUUCCUGGGAUUGAGCACAGGAAUUGUGCAAGGCAUGUCCAUGCUAACUGGAGUAAAAGUCAUAGAGGCAAGGUGAUGAAAAAGCUUUUCUGGACAGAGGUGAAGUGUGACAUAGUGGAUAAGAACCUUUCAGAAGCCUUCAACAAUACACUCUUAAAGGCUAGGUCUAAACCAAUAGUUUCAAUGUUAGAGGACAUCAGAGUUGGAGUGAUGAAGAGGAUUGCUGCGAAGAAGUAUUUAGUUGAAAAGUGGAAUGGCCAAUUUGGGUCAUUUAUUAUGAAGAAAUUAAAUGACAACAUUGUUGAAAGUGUUGGUUGGGAGGUGGAUUUUAAUGGUGAUGAUGGAUAUGAGAUAAAGAAGGGGAAGCAUCAAUAUAAGAUCUUGGGAUCUCACUAG
Messenger RNA from Ipomoea nil (Japanese morning glory), 1104 nucleotides. RefSeq lists its product as uncharacterized. The transcript has 4 exons. The record is from RefSeq and is a predicted model, not a curated record. Bases 241 to 1104 code for a protein of 287 amino acids. NCBI's taxonomy places the organism in Eukaryota, Viridiplantae, Streptophyta, Magnoliopsida, Solanales, Convolvulaceae.